ACCACAGCGAGGAUUGUGGGAAGUGUAGUUUGGAGACCCCGCCCUCUUCGCCAUUCCUCUAAUGGCUGCUUCCGGGAAGGCUCUGUCACGUGAAACCUCUUAGCCUCAGCGAUCCGGAACUCCAGGAAGGAACGAUUUCGAAUCAGAGAGGAUUAUACGUAAAUCUUUUUUUUUUUUUUUUUGAAACCUUCAGUCCUUGAGAUCCAGAUACCUGAAGAUCCCAACAUCAUGACCUCAGUUUCAACACAGUUGCUCUUGGUCCUCAUUUCACUGCUUUUGGUGCUGCCAGUUGUUGAAGCAGUAGAAGCUGGAGAUGCAAUCGCUCUCUUGCUAGGUGUGGCUCUCAGCAUUACAGGCAUUUGUGCUUGUUUGGGGGUAUAUGCACGAAAGAGGAAUGGACAGAUGUGAUUGUGAUGGGCCUUCUGCAUCGAACCUUGCCCGGAAAACUUUUGUGUUACUGAGGUUAAAAACUGAGCUUUAAAGUCUAAAAGUUCCCAAGAAACACGGUAUUUUCACAUUCUUGUCUCCCUGUAAAUGGGAACAAAUUAAUAUAUGUUAAAUGGG
This is a messenger RNA of Lutra lutra (Eurasian river otter), 564 nucleotides long. It is a transcript of the gene SMIM30, whose product is annotated as small integral membrane protein 30. NCBI's taxonomy places the organism in Eukaryota, Metazoa, Chordata, Mammalia, Carnivora, Mustelidae. Bases 229 to 408 code for a protein of 59 amino acids. The record is from RefSeq and is a predicted model, not a curated record. The transcript is spliced from 3 exons.